Spirodela intermedia is the source of this 23803-nucleotide messenger RNA. NCBI's taxonomy places the organism in Eukaryota, Viridiplantae, Streptophyta, Magnoliopsida, Alismatales, Araceae. The record is from the annotation of a GenBank genome assembly.
AUGGCCCAACAUUCAUCUCGUCUUCAGCGUUUGCUUACCCUGCUUGAUAGUAUCCUUCAAUUUUUUGUUCAUGCGUGUGUUUGUUGCUUCUUAUUUAGUUUUAGUAUACAAGUCACUACAUCAUAUAACAUGCAUCUAGUUCCGAGCUGAUGCUAGCCAAUUUUAGUCUUUUAUUAGACAAAGAAUCCAGAUAUUCUCUGCCGGCCCCAUUGGAGAAUUAGGAGCUUGCCUGCACAUCCACCUUCACAAUAUGUGUAACUUUGGAUGUUGCAUCAGAGACCUUACUUCCAGACUCGGGAUCUCCUAGAUAACAAACUUGUGGCUGCUGGACUUUUUCGAGUACAUUGUAAAUGGGUCAUUUGUGCUACUAUCUACCUCAAUUGCUUGUGAUGCUUUUCCGGAAAUGUUUCUUUGACAAAUACUAGCUGGUUCAACUCAAGCAACAAGAUUUGCUGCAGCGCGACAGAUUGGGGAAAUUGCAAAGUCACAUCCUGUAGAACUAUACUCCCUCUUGAAUAAGGUUCGUUUAAGUCUGCAUCAUUCUUUAUGGAGAGUCUAUUUUUAUUUUUUUCCGCAAAUUUCUCAUUUUCUUAGUUUCUUUUUCAUAUUAUUCGUGUCCUCUUAUAAUGAUUAGUUUCCCCAUCUGAAGCGGCGUUAAUUUAUUAGAUACUUCGUUAUCAUGAACUUUGUUCAUGAUAAUGAAGUACAUUUCAUACGUAACUUUGUUGCAUUAUAUAAAGGGGGUGAAGUACAUUUCAUCUUCAUUCUACUUGCAACGAAUAUAUUAGAAACCAUGGAGAUUCAAGAAUUCUCCAAGUACAUGAACAUUAUAUGAGCCUUUUUGUGCAUCUCCACAAAAGCAAGCCCAUUCAGGCUGUAGCAAUGGGGGAUCCUGUGUUUCUCUCAUAUACUUUGGCAACGUCUAUGGAAUCUAAUUCAUGAUUGAACCUUGGGGUUGUCUUUGACUGAUUCUUAGAGUUUUGCCCUGCUAAUCCCUCAGAUCUAUCUAUCUGACUUUUUCUUUGUCAUGCCAGUUUCCUGGGGUAUAACUUGUAUUCAGAAUUAUGUCUAGGACUGGUUAGGAAAAGUAUGUGGAUCCCAUUGUUUCAACUGCUUUGUCAGACCAGAUAGGCUAAUAUCUGCAUUAUGUGGAUCCCAUUUUUUCUUACGACUUUCAUCCCAAUUGUAUUAUUUCACUUGGGAGAUCUGAUGAUGUUAUUGAUGUCAAAUGAGUUGGGGAUGCAAAACCUCUAUAAUGACUUGAGCUGCUGCUCUAUACGUGUUUAUUUUAGUAUAUAGCCAAAUGAUUAAUGAUUUAAUAAUUCUUUACGUCUAUCAGUUAAUUGAGUGAAAUUUUCUUGUUGUUUUGAUAACAGAGCUUUCUAAUUUUUGUUUUACUUAUUUGUUAGUUUUCUCUUUUAUUUAGCUUUUGAAUUAUUCUCAAGGGUUCAUGGAUUUCAGGUUUCACCAUAUCUUCGUAGCCGGAACUGGGACACUAGGGUUGCUGCUGCACAUGCAAUUGGGGCCAUUGCAGAAAGUGUCAAACAUGCAUCUCUGGCAGAACUCUUUUCUCUCAUGGAAGAUGAGAUGUCGGCAUCUGGAUUGUCUGAUAGCGCUAAAGAUAUUGCAACAGCUUGUUCAAAUUUUCAUCCUAAUGUUGUAGCGGGGCUCUCAUUUAGAAGGUCAAAUUUUGAUUUCUGCAUCAAUUAUCUGCUUUCCUUUCUGAAGUCUAUCAUCUGGCUACAACUUCAAUUUCUGUUUAUUCUUGAUAACUUAUCCUAAUAUUAUACACAAUGGACAGCAAUCCAUGGCAUUGUAUGUUUCAGCUUGGAAUUUAUCAAGAAGACUUUAGCAUGAUCCGAAUGUUGAUUUCUUUAAUAACUGUGAGGGUUUGACAUUAGUUGCCUAGGAUACCUGGGAUUCCUCUGCCCUUUGUAAACAUAUAGAUAAAAUAAAAAGAAAAACAGGGCAAACAAAGAAUAAAUUGUCAAGGAAGACAACAUUUAAAUCAAAGGGGAACGAGAGAAGCAUGAUCGAAUUGAAAUGGAUUAUGAGUGAUAUUAAAUCCUGGAACCUGGAACUUAAUGCUUAUACAAAUUACAAUUCACACCAAGCUGAUUGCCAAACUGACUGGGAAAAUGUUGUUGACAGAAGUCGAUAGUUUUCCGAAUCAGGUUUCAUGGAACACGAGAUAUGCAAGGCCUCUUGUAACUUAGCUAUAAAAUUAUUUUGCGUAUCAUUUCCCUUCUUGAUUUUUGUAAUCUAUUGUACUUAAGCAUUGCGAUUUCAGCUUUUGUCUUGCUAAAGUUAACUUUUGUUUUCUUUAAUAGCUUUGACAUCCACAAGGUUUUGGAUUUUGGUUCUCUGCUGGUGGCAUCAGGAGGGCAGGUGUGCUUUUUUCUUGUGCAUUCCCUUACUUCUGUCAUGAAUGGAUACUGAAUUAGCAUUUUCUUGGAUUGGGGUUGGGUAUACAUUUGUACUUCAGUUGGAGAGUGUCACAGAAGCUAAUGUUUGUUAUCCUGAAGAGAAAAUAAGAAAACAUGUUCUCCCUGGUACACUUAUUAUCACCAGGGGAUAGGUCAGAGAAAUCAGAAAAAGAAAAAUAAAAACUACAAAUCCAACAAUCUCAGAAUGGUUGAACCACCUACUUUUUCUUACAUGAAGACUUCACCCACUCAUUCAGCUUGUCGCUAGCAAAUCUAUCAAAGCAGAAUGGUCGAAGCAGAACAUAUUUGUAAGAAACGCAAAAGACAGAAGAGCUGCACCUCAGACGGCCUGAAAGGGUAAUAGGUUUAAGACUGAAAUAAAGGCGUCUACUUGACCUAUUAUGCCUAAAACACUUCUUUUCGUCGUUUUAUUGACAGAUUCCUUUUACCUAUCUCAUUCUCUAGUAUGCUUUGUUGUCAGAUCCUACUACCUAUGGGACAUGUAAUUACUUUUGUGUCUAAAUAUUGAGCCAUGCAACCUACACAAAUUGGUUCCUUUCAACAUAAAAUAUUGUUUUCCUCUGUUUUUCUCUCCUUGUAGAUUCAAUGAAUCCCUUGUGGAUUCAAGGGACCCUUGUUUUCGAUCCUUGAGGAUUCACAGAUUUCGAAUCUCAUUCGAUGUAAAUUCGAGGUCCAAUUUAUUCCCAGUUGUCCUAUGUCACCUACAUAAAUGCCUCAUGGGAUGAAGUCUUUUCCCCACAAAAAUGGAUUAAUUCCUCCUCGUUAAGUGUCCUAGGGAGUAGCAUACUAAAAGAGCCUCCCAAUUUGGCAUGCCAUUCCCCUUGUCCAAUUACGGUUUCAAUUCAACUGAAGCCCAUUGAAAGUGCUUAGAUGCUUCAUUCGAAGGCCUAAUUUUAGCUUUACCAAGUGGCAUAAAAACUGAGAAAAAGAACUUCCGAAGAUAAAAUGUUUCAAAAUUUCUUCAUCCUCAGUAGACAAAAAAGGACGUUAUGGAUUAUGGCCUUGAAAGGAGGCAAAGUUUCUUCUCAUCCCAAAAGCACCUUUACGGUUGAUUUUUUUCAUCAUUUGUUGUAAAAAAUUUCUGAUCCGCUUGCUAACUCACUCUAGCCUGUGGGACAUCCUUCCAAAUUUUUGUGAUAACACCCAUGCUAUGCAGUAUCAAAUCCCAACUUCUGCUUAUCACCUCAGUAAGGAAGACAAAAAAGUAGAUAUAGAGAAAUCCUUUGUCGAUGUCUUCAAUGCAGAAAGUAAAUUCAAUUUUUUUCUCAUUGAUCGGAUCUGUAAGUCUGGUAUAAGAGAUUCAUGCUUGGGUUCAACCUAUGUGUCUGUCAUCACAAUUCCUCUUGGAAGAAAUGAUCUGAUUUACACUAUCAUUAUGUUUUCUAAAAAUUCAGCAUGAGAAUUGGGCCUCUUUUUUUUUGGGAUAUUUCAUCAUGUGAGUAGCCUCAUGUGCCACUAGAAAACCUUUUUGAAUCUGGUGCCCUUUAAUGAAUGCAUUUUAUUUCCCUCCGAUCGACUCUGUUUACAUCCAUGUUUACUUGGUGGUCAGUAUACACGUCAUGCUGUUGUACACACCAUUCAAUAAGCUAAUGGGAAAAAGUCUUUUAAACUAUUUGCAUCAUAUUUUGUCAGUUUUGGCACCAAGAAUGCUUUCUUUAGGCCGGCCCCUAAGAUGAGUGUUUCCUUCUUGGAACUUCAUAGUUUGUAUCAUAAAAACUUAUUUAUUACCAGGUCUUCAGAAACGGGCAGAUCAGCUAAGAUCCAGCCGUAGUUGGGGAGUUUCACAUUCGAGAGGCUUGGAUUGGAAAUGCAUGAGAGAUCCUUGUCACUUAAGCUCACCAUCUGAGAUGAAUUAUAUUUCUUGAUGCCAAUAACGAAAAUGUUCCUUUAACAACGUUUGGAGAAAGUUGAAAUCCUCUCUUUCUUGUUAUCUGCUUCAGGGGCUGGUGAUUGUUGCAAUCAUAAUCAACAUUAUCUCAUUAUUCUGGGUCACUUUGCUUCCCUGAUAUUCUUUUCGUAUUGGUUCAUUCCCCUCGCUUCUUACCUUUAAUACUGGUGUAUUAUCCCUGAAGGAAUAUGAUGUAGCGGUUGAUAAUAGCAAGACACCAGCAGAGAAACUGGCUCGACAGAAGCAGAACCUUCGUCAUCGUUUAGGUUGUUUGAUAAAUUUCAUCUUAUGCUUUUGAAAUUGGUUAUAACUUUGACUAUUUGUAAGGCUUCUUUUAACCUAAUUUUUUUCACUAUUUGUAUAGCUUCCAUUUGAAUUUCCCAAUCUAUAAUAGUGGUCAUACGUCUAGUUGAUAAUAGCAAAAACGAGAUUGGAAUUCAAUAUAUUUCUUUGAUGACCUCGGACCUCAUAUUCCUUUGAUUUUGGCUGCAGUUCAUGUUUGAGGGUUGACUGAGAAGAUUUCCCCCGGUUCUGAUUUCACAUUUCUCUCAAUAGAUUGUUGUUAAUAAGUUGGAAGAGUACUAGACGGAGUUCAUAGGAGUAGAAAUGGGGAUUGAACUGGGUGCGAACGGAUCUGAAAUGAAUUGGGUGUUCUGGUCCAUUUACUUAGAAUGAGCUUGAGUAGCCUCUGUUUUGGGUGGUUGCCAAAAUUCUCCAAAUUGUAUAAUAUGUUUCAGAUUGUGGACAUUAUGACAGAUAGCCUAGAUUUCUGACAGUCUUCUGAUGAAAACUAAGGAUGAUAAUAUUAAAAGAUGUCUAGAGGGGAUAGCUACACUAGCCCAGUGGCCAUACGAGUCUGGACAUAUGACAGCAUCAUGACAACAAGAAGAAUGGGGACAGAAAACCUUAGAAGAAGGCAAGCAGUGACGUAGGGGAUCAAACAACAUGAAGAUGUUUAAUCAUGGACAAAGGCUGUCAGUUGAGCUACAUUAUAGUGUCAGAUCGUAUGUGUGAAGGUACAUGUAUCGUUGAUUGUACAUGGAGAACCUAGAUCCCAGUAUAUCCUGAUUCCAUUUAUUCUGCACGGAGAAAUUCACCUUCCGCCCCAUCAAUUUUUUGAUAUACGGUCUUUAGAUAUUGCUCAUCUUUAUUCAUUGCCAACCUUUCUUUAAUGCAUCCUUGAGUUUGAAGUACAGUUUUUAAAAUUUGUCUUAGGAGAAGAUGAAACUACCUUUUUAUUCAUUUUGUAACUACAGCUAGAGCCAUAAACUUUUAAUUUUUUGGCUUCUUUCACAAGUUCCUCUAGCUUACUGGGUCUUAUUUUUCAUGAGAGCUGCUCCAAUUUUUAGCGGACUUGGAGGUUUUCACAUGAUUGAUGGGAUACCCAAAAUGUUGAAAAUUGUUUGGAAAUAUUGUUUUAUUGCUUUUAUAUGUCUUUUUUGGUAAAUACCUAUUUCCCUCAGAAUGUUUGAUUAUGAAAAAAUUUGGCAUGUAGCUAAUGACAUUUCGAAAUUAUUUCUUGCUCUGUGUUAUUUUGUUUGUUUUGGAUUCGAAUUUAUUCGUCUUUCAUAUCAUUGAUGGUAUAUAAAAUCAACAUUGAUAUUACGAUUUCCAGUUAGAGCUCAAAAUCCAUCAUAUAUCUCAUUGGCCAAUUUAGGGUAAUUGUCUUUAUCAGUGUGAUCUCAUUUUUCUAUCUGCUGAAUCUAUUCUUAUGCAGGUUUAGAUGUCUGUGAGCAAUUUAUGGAUGUGAGUGAUAUGAUAAAAGAUGAAGAUCUUCUUGUGCAGAAAAUCCAUGCUCAAGGAAAUGGAUUGAGUCAUGGAUAUCGUGCAUCCUCAUCAGGACAAAGUAUCCAACAACUUGUUGCAAAUAUGGUUCCUAGCUUUCGCCCUAGGAAAUUAAGUGCAAGAGAGCUGAAUCUUCUGAAAAGAAAAGCAAAAAUAAAUGCCAAGGACCAACCGAAGGAUCGGUGUGAAGACGAUGAGCCCGAGAUGUCCCCUCUUUAUAAACCGGUGACCCCCAAGAGUGACUAUCCAACACCAUCAGGUGCCAGUAAGGUAUUUGCAAUCAAUCUCUGCACAUUUUUCUAAAACAUUCCAUGAUAUACUUGAUUUAUCAUAUGUAUUUCUCUUGUGCUCUGUGGAACUUCAUUUCUUCAAAAAUCAUGUCUCAUAACAAUAAUUCAAAUUGUUCCAUCAAUUGGAAAGAUAAUAGCUUUUUUGCAAUCACUUUUUAUUUAGUUCUAUGAGCAUUUUCAUAAAAGCAAAAGUUAGAAAGGUUCCGAAUCGUAAUCAUGCACAAGCCUUGGGAGAUAAUAUUUUUAACUAUAACAAAGAUGGAGUUUAAUAAAGCUGGUAUGAAACUAGCGAUAUAGAGAAUGUUAUUGAGAAUCAACGAUUUCCUAGAAAAUAUUUUUGUCCCUGAAGGAUUGCUUAAAGUGGAUAGUAAGGCAGUGGAUUGAAUCUUCUCGAGAAAAGUGGUUGUGCAAGUAUUUCCAUAUAAUUCUCUUUGAAACACUGUAUAACGAAUCUGAAAACCUGGAAUAUUUUCAGUUUAGAAGUUUAUUGGUAAUAUUGGGACAUCUUUCCGAAAAUUUCUGCACAAGAUCUUGAUGUCCUGAAGGAUCCUGUGUUGAGUGGAUGAUUACGCGAUAACACCACAGUACCUAGCAUUUCUGUAAUAAUAGUUGGACCAAAUAGUGCCAUAUUAUCAAAUUAUGAUGAAGAAAUGGUUGAUAUUAGGAAAAAAAAGUUUUCUGAACAUGACUUAAAAAUAUGAGUGAUCAGUGGUGGUGAUCAGUUGGAAAAGAUGUGAUUCACUAUACGGUUGUCCUGCAUUAUGCAUCUUGUUUGUAUCUGUAUCUUUCGCUUGUUAUAGGUGAGUCAGGGAGCACAUAUUGCCAUCAAAUUUUGGAUCUGCUAGGCUCCUCUCUGUUUUGUUUAGAUUUCGUAAAGUCAAUUGGUUCCAAGAAAAAGCAACCACUGUUUCUGAAAAUAUAAGAAACGAGAAGUAAAAUCUAUUUUAAACACAUUUAUGUAUUUUUUUUUGAAAAAGAUGAAACAACAUAAAAUUACAAUGCUUUUCACCAAAUUCACCUCCAUGUUUUAUCAUCUCUUCACUAUAUCUCGUUCAGCAGUUCUGUUGGUUGGUGUCCUUGAUGAAUAUAAGUACAUAGAGGGAAGGUGGAAGUAAUUAUUUUUAUUUCUUCUUUUUUCGGUGGAUAUCAUAGUUGCUGACCUGUUCUGUAAGGUUUUGGACCUCCCAGGCUCUGAUCUGCAUGGGACAUCAUAUCUCAUUUCUGUGUGGUCAGAUUACUAAUGAUUAUGGUUGAUUUGUUGUCGAAUUGGCCUCGCUGAAAUGCGAGUUGUGCUGUAUCAGUCUUAAACGACUUGCCAUGUCCAGAAAAGGAUGAAUUGGAAAGCAGUGCUCCUUUCCAUAUGUGGUUGUCAAUUCCAAGGGUUGCUGAGAGGGUAACACAGGAUGAGAAACGUCUUCUUGAAGAGAAGAGGGGAAGAAGAGAAGGUGCUACGAGCAUUUCAAUUGCUGUAUUUGACACCAAAGCCUCUUCGUGUUGCCACUGAGUUUCUUCUUGGUGAAGAUGCACAAAGAGAAAUAAGUGCUACUGCCACGAAAAGCUGGAAAUCAGGCCACCAUUUUCUGAUCAUCCAUUUGGAGCGGACUUUUGCGAAUGAUAACAUCAAUAGAAGAUUGUUUCCUGUUUUCUAUCAUCUUCUAACCGACCUCCCUGCUCUAUUCAAGAUUUAUGAGCCAUUAUUGCAUAUUAUAUCAAUAGGAUCUGAUCCCAAUUUUGUUCGGUUUGAAUCUGCCAGAUUUACUGAUUCAAGGGUCCUAAAUCACCACGAAAUAGAAGUGAAAGAGGAUUUUUUUGACAAAGAAAAUGUUCUUGGACAUGUUUCAUGGUCAGGUCUUUUUGAAAAGGCCUUAUUGCUUUGUUAUUCUUGUCUCCUCCUCCAGGACCAGUUGUCAUUUCAUUCUUGAAUGUCAGUGAGGUUGUGUAGGGAAUAAAAAGAAGCCCUCACCACAACCAGGUGGCUAAGAGUGGGUGACCAUGGCAGACUGCCACAACAGGGAUGAAGCAGCUGUUGGUGGUUCUCUGUUUUUUCUUUCCGUCUUCAUUCUUUCGUUGUGCACUCACCUUCGUGAACUUUCUCCCUACAUGUCUUUCAAUAGUUGGAAUGCAAUACAGAAAGAAGAAGUGAAGUGAAAAGAAAAGCAGAUAGGUGUGUGAAGAAAUAAAUUGAACAAAACAGACAGAAAUGCCUUUUGAACGCAAAAAAUAAAACUAGGAAAUAGCUCACAGUUUUUGUUGGACACCUAUCCUGGUUUUGAAGUUUCUCUUUGUUCAUUUAUGUCCAUUGCUUGAUGAACAUUUACUGAGUCAAUCACUUUAUUUUAUGUUUCUUGUUAUUCUGUUAGUGUUUCUCUCAUAUCAGCAAAGAGAUUUACUGAUAUUGUUCACAAACAGGGCUUCAUAGAUGUAUCUGUUGAUGAAACCCGUCCAGAGCUUGAUGGGACUGGAGGAUGGCCUUUUCGUCAUUUUGUUGAGCAGCUUAUUCAUGAUAUGUUCGAUCCCAGUAAGUUUUGUAUUGUGUUCCGUAAUUUCAAUGAUUUCCGUGCUUUGACCAUCUAAAUGACGCAUUUUUCAGUAUGGGAAGUGCGCCAUGGGACAAUUAUGGCGUUGAGGGAAAUCCUAACCCAUCAAGGUGCCUGUGUUGGAGUAUAUAUGCCUGAUUUAGACUCAGAUAUGUCAUGGAUACCGGACAUCGAUAUUAAAUCUAUAAAGAGGGAGAAAGAGACUGAUUUAAAUGUCCUGCCAAGUGUGGAUGAAUCUGAGCCAGAGUCAAAGAGACAGAAAUUGGGAAAUGAACCAUUCCAAGCAACUAUUUUGAAGAAAGAGUUGGACAGUGAUACGGUGAAACUGGAAGAAGUUUUGCUGCACCAGGCAGAGAAGUCAGAGAGCAGUGAUCUUGUUGUUGCUGAUAUUAAAACUGAACCAGAUUCCUGUAUGAGUGGCUUCCCUGUGCCACCUGAAGAAAUCGUUACUGCUGGAACAGAGAAAAUUCUGGCGGAAGACAAUAAGUUGGUUCCAAAGGUUGAGUUUCUGGACAAUCUCCCUCAAGGUUGCAAGCUCAUUAAGCUUAUUAAACUUACAAGACAUUCGUGGAUCAAAAACUGGGAAUUUCUUCAGGAUUGUGCUAUUCGUUUUAUCUGUGUGCUUGCAUUGGACCGGUAUGUUUGCUGUUGGUUCUAUUGCACUUUUAACUUUAUUAUUAUGCCUAUCAUGUGAUUUUAGGCCGUCUAGCCAUCUUUCUGCUUGCAUUUUCGAUUUCAGAAUGAACAAUAUACAACAAAACACAGUAGUGAGGAAAAUGUGUUUCUUCCAGGCAACUGAGAGAAUGAAUAUUCUGCCUCCGUUUGUAUAGUUAUGUCAUCUAUAUGCAUCCAUUUUGACGUGCAAGUGAAUACUUCAUGGUGGUUUUCGCUGUGUAAUUAUGACAAUGUUCAAUUCUCUCUUUGCUUAAGAUUUCUUUUUAGUUCUUUAUUAUCCCUUCACCCAGUGAUUUGCAUCAUGUUGUGUUUUGUAGUUUUGGUGAUUAUGUGUCAGAUCAGGUUGUCGCUCCUGUAAGGGAGACAUGUGCACAAGGUCUUGGAGCAAUACUGAAGUACAUGCACCCUUCUUUAGUUUAUGAAACACUUCAAGUUCUGCUGCAGAUGCAGGUUAUUUUCAAAAUGUUUGUUCAUCUUCAGUAGCAUAUUAUGUUCUUCCUGUAGGUGUGUUAUAACUUAUUGUCUCUAUUAUUAUGUCCAUUUUAUUUUUCAGUGCAGGCAAGAAUGGGAGAUCCGUCAUGGCAGCCUUCUUGGUGUAAAAUAUUUAGUUGCUGUGCGACAGGUAACAUACUUUCACGAAAAUUGUGCUAUUAAUCUAGGUUCCACCGUUUUUCUUUGUGGCUUAUCUUAUCUUAAAUCAGUAGUUGUCGUGGUUUCAUAAUGGAAUCACCUUGCUUGCUGUUCUUUCUCACUAAACCAUAUUAUAAUCUUAAUGUUCCUAUUUAAAUACUUGCAAUAAGUGAUAACUACGUAUUGUGUGAUUCUUCCUUUUUCAUUCGAUCGAUUCCAUAGUUGGAACCUUCUGCUGUGGUUUUUCUAAGUGACUCAGCGAAUUUAUGCGAUUAGAUAAUGUCUAACAGAAUGAUAAUUAUAUAGGUUAAGUAUUGGAGGGCCGUCUGAUAUUCCCGAAAUUGUGCAAAAUGUCUCUCAGAAUGCCAAUAUCUGCUGACCAUCUCUGUCCUGUGUCGUGUGCCUACAGUUGGUAAAAUACAGUUGCACGUUCGAGAAACGAACAUGGUUAGCUUAAUAAACUGACGCACAUCCUUCACGUGUAAGUUUUAGGGCAUUGGGCUAUUUCAAAUUUUGUGUCCUUCCCGCCCUAGCUUUGACCAAUUUGAUAUCCUUUUCAACGAGGACGUUUUUAACCUCAAUGCAUUUUUUUUGGAGUCGUGGAUAACUACAACUGAAAUAAAGUAGGUCCAAGCAAUUAGAUUCCUCUGGAUGGAGAAUCAAUGCCUGCUUUAUUGGGAAAAAGGGGAUGAGCUUCUUAUUGGAUGCUUUGAUCGUUAGUCAUUCACCUAAGAUUCUUAUUGUUCAUAGCCAUUAAUGGGAUGUGAUCGGAAAGAAAAAAUGUGCUUGGGUAUUGUUUCAUUGAACCACAACAUAAUCAAAUGGCAAUGAUCUCAUUGGAGAUUCUAUGGAUGCUCACUGUUGAAGUAUGAUCGUUUAAUUCUGCCAUUUCUCACUAAAUUGUCUAUACAUUUUCAAAAUCGGAUUUAUCCUGACAUAAGGAAAAAGAGUGGAUGACUCAUUGAAACUUGAUUGAGAUUAUAAACAUGUCUUUGGGAAGAUUGUACUUUACAGAGGCAGACACUGUGAACAACGAUCAAUUUGUAUGAAAAAAAUGAAAAUUCUUGUCUUUGGAAUAUUAUUUUUGUUAUGAAUCAUGCUGCCUUGGUUUCUUCUUUUCAGUCAUAAGUAUGAUUUCAUUACUCAUUCUGUUUUGGUCCAACAGAAUCAGAUUUUCCUCUCAAAUUACCAAGUCUGGAUCAUUUUGGGGGAUUAGAUCACUAGAAGGGGGAUUUGGAUCAAUUCUCAUGUCCGAAGCCUUUGGUAUCUUAACCCAAAUAUCUGCUUCUUGUAUGUAUACCAGAUCUGCCUGUUGAAGAAUCUACAUAAGUGGAUCUGUCGCUUGGAGGCAUUUUAUGCUAAUUUUUCUUGAUAAAAUACACUUUUAAAUCGAUACAUUGGGUCCUUUUGUUUAUCAUGGAAAACGGUUCACAUGUAGGUCGUUUCUGCUCAUGUUUUGAUUGAAUGUGCGACAGUAUGGUUAGAAAUAACUUAUAACCAUUUUAAAGGACCCUUUAAAUGAUUCGUAUAAUUCAUUCUACCGGAUUUGAGAAUUUAUGGAAAAAAAUGGAAAAAAUUGGAUGGAAAUAGUUCAGCCAAAAUUGACAAACAUAGUCGAUGUUCACUGGAAAUAGAAGGUUGUUUAUUUAUUAUCAUUAGGAGCCAGUGGAACUUGGAAAAACUUACCAUAUUCUUUCUUAUUAGAAGUUCCCUCGAGAAACACAACCGGGUAGAAAAUACUCGCUAAAAUAGUAUUAGUAAUGGGGUUGGAUGAGGAGGGACUAAUUUUUUUUAAAAUUGUUGUAGAUUCAUUUUUGGGUCUUCUGGCUUUUGUUUCAUUGUAGCUUAUCGAAUUAGGAAAAAAUCUUGUCUUGCUUGACAUUAGGAAACAUGGGAGUCCAGAAUUUCUUGCUCCCCUCACUUUUCAUUACCUACGCUUCCAUUAAGUGUAGACCGAGGUGGCUAUCACAUAGCUAGAGGAUGGUAAUAACCUAGUCACCUCAUGGUAAAGCAGAUUCAGCCAACAAUCUUUCAAUCCCCAGAAAUUAGAUAAGUGGCCCAGCUCAGCUGAGGUUGGCCCAGAGGCAGUGGAGGAAAUUCACGCUCAUAGCCAGGUUGAGAAUUGAGAAAGGGCAACUAGAAAAACAUAUUAACACAUGUAUUAAUAUGAUCAUAUGUCUAAAUUUUUUUGAUGAUGAUCUAUGUGCAUUGACAUUUCUGGUUAUCAACUUGUUGUGGUAAUAGUCUUUACAAAAAGGUUUUUUUAGCUGUUUUGCCCCCAGUUUAUCUUUUGAUUACUUUUUUUUUUGGCAGAAUAUUCUAAUUAGAGAAGCAUAAUGGGCUAACUACUGAAACUUCUCUCUUUUAAAUAACAUGAAAUUGUAUAUUCUUCAUUAAAUACUAAAUCCGAAUUGUAGAGAAUCAGAGGUUCAUAUCCAACAUUAAGAAGAAAGUGAGCAUGAAUUUAUAAUGGUUUUCUUUAUUGAUACUCUCUGUUCUCUUUAUUCUUAGUCCUGUCUUUGACACAAACCAUAAUUCUUUACUUUAAUGAAGAACUUUUACUUUUCUUGUUAUAUAACUGAUUGUGGAGUUAGAGAACUGUUGUUUCAUCUUCUCCAUUAAACUUGAUUAUCUUUCCAGGAUAUGCUUCAAGAUUUACUAGGUUAUCUUUUGCCUGCCUGUAAAAUUGGACUUGAGGACCCAGAUGAUGAUGUGAGAGCAGUUGCUGCUGAGGCCCUAAUACCUGCAGCUGCAGCUUUAGUGUCUCUUAAAGGGGAGGCACUUCAUGCGGUAGUUAUCCUGCUUUGGGAUAUUCUGCUCUACCUAGAUGACUUAAACCCAUCCACAAGCAGGUAUUGUAAUGUCAUUGAAUGACGAACUACAUAUUUAGUUGAUGCAGAACAUUCUCGGCUUUUUGUUACUCCAUUGGAAGGUAUUAUUUUCUAUUGUUAUUUCUUGGCCAAGAAAUAGUUAUCAUGAACGUUUUCUUGGUUGGACAAUUUUUACGGAUGGUAAAGAUAUUUGUUUUUGAAACUCAGGACGGCUUAGUAAUUUGAGAUAUACUAUCCUCGUUGAAAACUUAUCUACAUAAUAAAUGGUGAUAUUUUAGUUAAAAUCCAAUGAAACAAUCUAGCAAACCAAUUUCACUAAUGAUUCGUGUCUUCACUGAACUAAUUGCUCUAUUGGGUUUUGUAAUUCUUUGCAUUUAAAAUGCUUUAUCUGGAAACAGAGUUUAGGUGGUCUAAAAGUUACUUUAUGUGUGAGCUUCGUGUGAAGUUAUGAGCGUAUCCAGUCGUAAACUAAAAUUAAAAAAUCCACUGGUAAGUUUGCAAGUCCUUCUGGACACACUCUGUCGUAAACACGCUGAUAACUUCCUGGACACUUAAUUUUGGUACACUUACACAAAACUAGUCUUCACACUACUGUCCUAGCCCUUCUGAGGUUAAUUCUUCUCUAAUCUGCUAGUUCCCGUGUAGGCAAAACUGUAUGAUAUUUAUCUUCGUAAAGGUCCGGCUCUGUGGUGCAGGAUAUUUAUCUUUCUUUGUGCUGCUUGUGUGACUUGCAAAGUGCUCUGCUUAAUUUUGUCAGAGUACCAUAACUGACUUUGAUUUUAUUUUUUGCACAACUUUGUUUAGCGAGCAUGCUACAAACAUAUGCUUUUUCUUGACGUUGAUCCUCUACUAUUUUUUUGUGGAUACCUUUUCAAAAUUGUAGAGUAUUGGAAGCACUAUUUAUGGUAGUAAAUUAUAAAUGCUAUCAAGUUUACUGUCUGAAUUAUUUUGUUUGAAUACAUUUUCCCUUUCAAAUGGAUGAGAAAGAUUCACGUGAAAUUUUGACCUCCUUAAAAUCGUUUUCUGCGUUUCAGUGUGAUGAAUUUGUUGGCAGAGUUAUAUUCGCAGUCGGACAUGAUGCUAGGUGUCACAGGAUCACCUGGAAAAAAAGAAUUUGAUCUUAAUGAAAUAUCUCUAGUUGACGAACAGUCAGAUGUGAUGAAGCACGAAGAUAAUCCUUAUGUCUUAUCAACGCUUGCACCACGGUUAUGGCCAUUUAUGAGACAUAUAAUAAAAUCAGUUCGGCACUCUGCUAUACGUACUUUGGUGAGAUUUAAUUUUGUUGCUUAGCCACUGGUUUAAGUUUGUCCAUCAGCUUUUCUUUUUAAAUCCAUUAGUUUCCAUUUCCGUAUUUUUUCUUAGCUAAUCUAUUCAAACAGUUAUUCACCUUUUUUUAAACAUAAUCAGCGACGUAGAGAGAUAAUUUAUGCACACUUGGUGUACUUUUUUAGGAGCGGCUUCUGGAGGUUGGCUUGAGGAGAACAUUUUCUGAGCGGACAACGAGUAUAUGGCCUUCUGAAAUUUUAGGUGACACUCUGAGAAUUGUUUUUCAGAACUUGCUUCUUGAAUCAAAUGAAGAAAUUCUUCACUGUUCUGAGAGAGUUUGGAGCCUUCUCCUUCAGGUUAUUUAUCACUUUAAUUUAACAUGAUUGUGUAUAAAAUGAUUUUGCAUUAUUUGUUUGCCCUGGAUGUGUUUAAAUGACUCAGCAUUUUUCUCUUUAGUGCCCAGAAGAAAAUCUGGAAGCCGCCUCAAAACUGUACUUUUCUGCUUGGUUACAACUUGCUACUACCCCGCUUGGUUUAACCUUGGAUGAUGGAAAGAUGUUCUGGCCAGUUGCCCUUCCUCGGAAAAGUCAUUUUAGGGCGGCAGCCAAGAUGAGGGCUACGACUUACGAGAAUGAAAAUCAUACAAAUCUUAGUUUUGAUUCUUCAAAAGGAAAUAUCAUUCGGGAAAAUGUGGAUGAACACCAGACCACCACCAUGAAAGUCAUUUUUGGUGGAGAUAAUGAGAAGGCUGUCACAUAUACUCGGGUAACAACAGCAACUGCAUUGGGUGCUCUUGCUGCUAAAUUGCCCGAUACUUCUUUACAAGUUGUCGUUGAUCCCUUGUGGAAUGAUGUUACCUCUUUAUCUGGGGUACGAAGGCAGGUAUGUCAUAACGUAGUUUUUCACCGAAUUACUCAAAUUUUCUUCAGUUGAAUUUAAAUAUCACAUCCCUGCAGGUUGCUUGUCUAGCCCUAAUUGCUUGGUUCAAGGAGCUCAAAGGCAAAAACCAUUCCCGGGUUCAUGAAAUCUCUAUUGAUUUUCUGGAUCCGCUUAGGCACUGGCUUCUGGACCUGCUGGCAUGUCCCGACCCUUCAUUUCCUACAAAAAAUUCCGCUCUUCCUUAUGCUGAACUUUCAAGAACAUACACAAAAAUGAGAAAUGAAGCAAGGAAAUUGUUUCAUUUGACAGAGUCAUCUGGUACUUUCAAAGAUCUGAUGUUAAGCACUACAAUAAAUUUAGAUAUGCUCACUAUUGAUGAUGCAAUAAAUUUUGUCUCAAAACUUUCUUUGCCUCUUGAGCAUUCAAAUGGGAAUGGAACUGAGGAAAGGCACUUGGAUGAUUUAGAAUUGUCUAAACAGCGGCUUCUCUCUACGUCAUGUUAUUUAAACUGCGUCCAGGUAUCGUGACUACUCAUCAUUAAAUGCUUAUAUUACUUAUAAUAGCAGAUUCUUUUAUAUUUUGAAUAGCUGGGUACAACUGAUAAAGUUCUGACUGAUAUCAAUUCCUUAAUCGUUUUCUGGAACAGUGCUAAUGGAACAAAAUGAUUUCGCAUCUGUUUCUUUUCUUGUGCAGAGCAACUUACAUGUUAGUGUGUCGGCCUUAAUUGCUGCUGCAGUAGUCUGGAUGUCUGGACUACCUGCCAAGCUGAACCCAAUCAUUUUGCCUUUGAUGGCUGCAAUUAAGAGAGAGCAAGUUAGUGAUUCUGCGGCUGAAUAAAUGUUGUACUUUUAAUUGUACUAGGGAUUUAAAGCGGCGUCUUUGUCUUACAGGAGGAAGUACUGCAACAGAAGGCUGCUGAGGCACUUGCCGAGCUCAUUUUUUCCUGUGUUGGACGCAAACCUGGUCCAAAUGACAAAUUGAUCAAAAACAUCUGCAAUCAAACGUGCAUGGACUUUUCUGAGACACCCCAAGCAGCACUUAUAAGUUCCAUGGAAGUUAUUGAGAGCCAGGAUCUAUUAAAUCUGGGAAGAUCUUCAUUCAACCGGAAAGCAAAAGGACAAAUCCCAUCUGGUGGUGAGGAUAGGUCAAAGAUUGAAGGAUUCAUCUGCAGACGUGGUUCAGAACUUGCCUUAAAAUAUUUAUGUGAAAAAUUUGGGUCAUCUUUGUUUGAUGGACUUCCAAAGCUUUGGGAUUGCCUCACCGAAUUUCUCAAACCACUGCCUGAUUAUUUCUCUGCAAAUGACCGGCAAAUGAUGGAAAUGAUUGAUGAAGUCAAGGACAAAGAACCACAGCUCCUAAUAAACAAUAUUCAGGUGUGGUUCACUCUCCUAUUUACAGCAGUAUCAUUUGGUUCUUCAGUCUGUGGUGAAUGUGGACUUGCAUGGCAAGCAACGUUAAGCAUUUUCCUAUAGUUUUUUCUUGGUCCGUCUUUCAUUUUGAUUUUCUUGCAUCCCUGUUACAUGUAGCUUGUGUCUUCUUGCCCUGUAUUAAAUUUGUAACAAUUGAACGGGCUUCGAUAACUGUCACAGCUCAUCAAGUUUUAGAUCCCCAAUAUUCCACUUUUGAAGCUGGGUUUGCGAUACACAAAUGAAUAUACUUGUUUUUUUUAUCUUUUUAUGCUUGUUAAAUUCACAGCAAAGACUAAUGGGCCUGCAACUGUUGAAAUUGGUAGAUGACUUACUGUUCAUCAUAUUCAGACACUGUCACCCAUAUUCACCUUCUUUUUUUUAUCAUAACCUUACUGUGAGACAGACUCCACAUCUAGCCAUCAUUAAUUUUCUGUUUACGUUUCUCAUUCCAUUUCAAAUUCUUACUAGUCUCAAUAUUCCUAUUUGGUUGAUUCUUCCCCAGCAACUUUUUUUGUCCCCAUUGUGGCGCUGUUUUCUUUCAUCUUACACCAGUUCCAGCUCCAGUUGAGCUCACUUUUUGUCAUCUUCACGAGGUUGUGACUAGUGAUACACUUGAUUCUAUUGACAAUGCUCCGGCAGUUUCUGCUGCAAAUCGCAGAGGUGAAGGAUAAGAAAACCAACAUGCCUGCUCCUGCUGUUGUGACGGCUAGCCAGCACAGAUCCUAAUCCCUUCUAAACUAUCAAAUGAAAUCAGUUAUCGACAUCGUAGGUUUCAUAUAUGCUAAUUAUUCGUUUUUGGGAACUAACCAUCAAGAUGACCAUCUGGUGACAAUUUGGGAUCUGGGUGCGAAAUCUACUGGAUCCGCACAUAAUUCGAACUGCAUGUUGUCCGGGUAUUGCCAUUCCUCACAGGGAGGUGUGGUUUAUAGAAAAGGUUCUGACAAUUGAAUCCUGCACAUAACCUGCAUUGGGUGUACAGGAUCAUAGCUGUUUAGAGUGGGAUGAUCAUAGCUUGUAGGAUGUGAAGUAUACUACGUAUGAAGAACGCUGCAAGUUGCAAUCUUUAACGCACAGCUUGGGUGGACAACGGGCCUGUAUACAUGCGAUAUUUGCACGGUUGUAAUAACAAGCAUGUCAUAUAUUUCGGUCAGUUUUAGAGGCAUCUCACUUCUGAUUUUCUUCAACUGGAUAUAGUCUCUUUUUUAUGAAUAAAAAUUAUGGUCGGAUAUGUUGACGAUCUAAAAUUAAGAAACCAUCCCUUCAAUUGCAUAUUCUUAUGCUAGGUCCGCAAAUGUUUCUCCAGUAUCCAUACAUAGGGUUAAAAAAUAUGGAAAAUUUCUCUCAUGUUCGGUGGGCAAAUAGUUGGCCUUUCGUUUGUUUUAAUGUUGGAUUACGUUAUCUUAUACUCCAUUUUUCAUUCGAAUGAUUUGGUUUUAUUCAUUCUCCAAUGGUAAUACUUGUUUUUUUGGGUUUCUUUUUUUAACAUUAGAGUCUAGUUAUAUUGUCUCAUACUAGAUGACUGGGUUUUUCCUGCGAAAUAUUAUAAGAAUUUUUAUUGGAAAAUGUUCGUGUUAUGUAUCAUAUAAUCAUAGCGGAUAGGUGCCUUGAUUUCUUCAUUGCAAAGUGAUCUUGUGGACUUCAUUUAUACUUUGACAGGUGGUGCGCUCUAUUGCUCAUUUGGUGAACGAGUCACUGAGACCGAAAUUGCUCAGCCUUCUUCCCACCAUUAUUGUCUGUAUUUGCCACCCUCAUGUGGCUGUUAGAUUAGCUGCUUCGAGAUGUAUUACUUCCAUGGCCAAGACGAUGACUACUGCUGUAAUGGGAGCUGUGAUAGGGAAAGUCAUUCCUAUUUUAGAACAUUCAUCGUCUUUGUAUGCAAGGCAAGGAGCUGGCAUGCUCAUGAGCUUGCUCGUCCAAGGGAUGGGGUUGGAGCUGGUAGCAUAUGCUCCUUUACUAAUCGUUCCUCUUCUCAAAUGCAUGAGCGAUUCUGAUCAUGUUGUAAGGAGCACUGUGACCCAUAGCUUUGCUGCCCUUGUACCUCUUUUGCCACUGGCCAGGGGACUCCCCGUGCCAACAGGUCUAAGUGAAGAUUUAUCAAGAAAUACAGAAGAUGCAAAAUUUCUGGAACAGCUUCUUGACAACUCCCAAAUUGAUGAUUACAAACUGCCGAUUAACUUGAAAGUUUCAUUAAGGAGGUAAAAGCUCUUCUAAAUGUGCAAAAACUUCUGUGAUGCCUUUGUGAUUCUAUUUACUUUUUUUUUACUUGUCCCCUUGGCAUUGUCAUGUAUGAGAGAUGUGUUGAUCGUUGCAUAAUAGGUCUCCUUUUGUUGACAUUGCAUGUUGCCAUGGUUUUAUCCACGGAACAAUUAAUAAUCAUACUGUAUCUCUUCUCUCUUGAUACAUUGAUUUGAAUUCUGUGAUAUAUUAGGUAUCAGCAAGAGGGUGUCAACUGGCUAUCUUUCCUGAGGAGGUUCAAGCUCCAUGGAAUCUUAUGUGAUGACAUGGGAUUGGGCAAGACUCUUCAGGCAUCUGCAAUUGUAGCGGCUGAUAUUGUUGAGGGACAGGUGUGUAAUGGUGGAACGGAACACCGAUCUCUAAUUAUAUGUCCUUCAACUUUGGUUGGACAUUGGGCUUAUGAAAUAGAGAAGUAUGUGGAUGAUGAUGUGUUUAAAGUAUUACAAUAUGUUGGUUCCGUUCAAGAAAGGACAUCACUUAGAGAUUCUUUCAAUACAUAUAAUCUUAUUAUAGCAUCUUAUGAUGUUAUCCGAAAAGAUAUUGAUUAUCUUGAAAAGCUCCAAUGGAAUUAUUGCAUCUUAGAUGAAGGGCAUGUCAUCAAGAAUGCAAAGUCUAAGAUAACAAAUGCCGUGAAACGUUUAAAAGCUGAAAACCGCCUUGUAUUGAGUGGUACACCCAUCCAAGUAUGGCUUCUGACCUUUGAUACCUUUAUAAUUUUGAAAUCUUUAUUGUUUUUACUACUUUUGAUCUUUCUGUUGAUAACUUUGUUUUCCUGUGUGACUUGCAGAACAACGUUUUGGAACUGUGGUCACUCUUUGAUUUUCUAAUGCCAGGGUUUCUAGGUACUGAGAGACAGGUAAUUGUUCUCUUGUUAAGAACCAUGAUUAUGCAUUUAGUUGGAUAUUAUAAGGAUCUUUAAUCCUUACCGUUUCUAUUAUUUAUUUUUAAAGGAAUGCAAAUGACAAAGCUUCCUAAUAAUGUGGUUGUUUGUUAUCUUUAUCUGUGUAUCUGAUUUAAAAUAAAUUUGUUUUCGAACCUUCUCUUUUAAACUUGAAGUGCUUUGGGACGAAUCUCAGCAAUCACAUUACGGAAAACAGGGAUGCGAGAACCCGGAAUUGUCGUUUUAGACAGUGCUUUGUAAACAUCAAAAAGAUUAUCAAAAUAGAGAAAAAAAACUAUUACCUGCCGAUUCACUUUAGAUCACGAAACCCUUUAGAUUUAUGGGUUUUAGAUGGUACAUGCUCUGAACGGGAGGGUACAUUUCGAGAUAGAUGCCACGAUCUCUUGGACUUAAUGUUUGCAGCUUGAUCCUCACAUGUCCUCACUUUUUAUAGAAAAAGUAGUGUAGCAGCUGAUUUCAGAUCUUGACUAACAUUAUGGUAAUGGUUUUGCAUCAUAUUUUCACUACUCAUUGACUGGGCAACUCCAUAGAACCAUUAUCACUACUCAAACAUGACUUGCUGUUUCUUAUUCUUUUUUUUUUUCAAAAUGCGAUAAUGGAGUCAGUUCUUUAAUGCUGUUGCAGUUUUCUUUCUAUCUUGGGUGAAUAUCGAUUUUUUUAAAUGCCAAAAGAGGAUUUAUCCUCUAUGUCACCAUUUUUUCUCGAACUUCCUCUGUUUAAAAAUGUCAACAUUUUCUUUCCAAUUUUUUGCAAAGUCAGUAUAAUUUUUUUUAAUGAGAAGCUUCACCUUUCCUGCAUGUGUCUGGCCCCUCUUUGUCCAUUUAGAUAUUUUUUCUGUUGUUUGAUCUUCUGAACUGUUCUAAUUCUUUAAAAUGAAUGUUUCGAUGCAUGUAUCAGUUUUUUUUCUUUAAUUCAUUUUAUUUGUCUAUUUCUUCUAAAGUCAAGAUGUUGCUUACACAGUUCCAAGCUACAUACGGGAAGCCACUUUUGGCUGCCAGAGAUCCAAAAUGCUCGGCAAAAGAUGCAGAAGCCGGUGCUCUUGCUAUGGAAGCGUUGCACAAACAGGUCUACUUCUGCUGUAUUCAAUCGCUAUUCUGGGAAAGUUUUCUGCCCAGGUGAUCUUAACUUUUAUUAAUCUCUGUAUACAGGUUAUGCCUUUUCUUCUUCGUCGGACAAAAGAUGAGGUCCUGUUGGACCUUCCUGAAAAGAUUAUUCAGGACAGAUACUGUGAUCUUAGUCCUGCCCAGCUUAAGUUAUAUGAGCAGUUCUCCCAUUCUGAUGCGAAGAAAGAAAUAUCAACAAUCGUUGAAGCCAGCGAUGGAUCCAAGACGGAAGAAACCAUUCCAACACCAAAAGCGACUUCUCACAUCUUCCAGGUACCAUAUAAUAUAUCCGAUAGGCGAUCAGCUUACUGCAGCAUUUGUUUACUUUGCUCACCAUCUCUUUUAUCAUUUUCAGGCCCUCCAGUACCUGCUGAAGUUAUGCAGCCAUCCAUUGCUUGUCCUUGGACAGAAGCCUCCGGAGCCUCUCAUGCGUCUCUUAUCAGAGGUUAUGCCAAGUUGUUCUGAUAUUAUAUCCGCCCUUCACGAGCUAGAACACUCUCCCAAGCUGGUUGCUCUUAAGGAAAUACUAGAAGAAUGCGGAAUAGGACAGGAUGUGACAGGAAUUGAAGGCGGCAGUGCCACCGGAGAGCAUCGAGUCUUAAUCUUUGCUCAACACAGGGUAAACAAACAUCCCUAUCUCUGCCUAAUAACAUUCGGUACAAUCUGUGACAGUUCUAACAGAUUUUUAUUUUUUAUUUUUUGUUUUUUUUGUGCUUGUGGCAGUCUCUUCUGGAUAUUAUUGAGAAGGACUUGUUUCAGGCUCACAUGAAAAAGUAAGUCUAAUCCUCUUCAUUCCCUCUGCAUCAUGACAUACUUUUUGUGCCGUCAUUGACUUUUCUUGUCUAAAAGUAAUGGGAAACCUUGUCUUGAUGUGAAUUUUUCAUUCAUCUGGUGGGUUAGUAAUUCUUCUCAUGCUUAUAAUUAGCGCAUCAGAUGUAACGAAUAGACCCACACAACAUAACCUAUCUUGUUCGAGUAGCCUACACGAAUCUUUCUAUUUAUAGUAACUCGGUCGUAUGGUGUUUGCAUAAAUGUAAGCAACCACUGGAUGGAACACAAGUUUAUGUCAUAAACUUUAUCUGCCGCAUAUUGAGUCAACCUUUUGGUCUAUCAUUCAUUAUUAGUCAACUUGGUAUUCGGUGGAGACGUGAAGAAGCCAGAGCCCUGCCUACAUCUUGACGCAGCUUUGGCUGUUCUGAAUAGGUUUAGAAGCCACCCCUCUUGAGUCAACUCGCUCCCUUUUUUAAGCCUUUAUCCACCUGAAGGAUUUGCCUGGUGCUGGUUGAAAAUUCUUUCUAUGAAAGAUGGGGAGAUUUGGUUGAGUUAAGAAAAAAGUUAGUCUCUAUAUCUAGUAAAUGAUAACGAAGUUUUUUCUUUUUUUUUUUUUUUUGGUUUGAAAACUCUUUGAAUGGUGUGAGUCAUCUAAAGAGAGGUCAGCAAUGUUCGUUGGUUAGGGUGUAGGCUCUCUCUCUCUCUCUCUCUCUCUCUCUCUCUAUCUCUUCUCAGUUUGUCAUUCUUAUUCAUGUAAAGGGCAAGAAGAAUUAUUUCUUGAUAAUGUAUUUAGCAUACAAAAUAGGAAAUUAAUUACCUAAAGGCCCAUGUAAAGUUUUGCAAGUGGGUUCAUUCACAUUUGGGAUCAAUCUAAUGAUGAUGUUGCAUAGAAUGUGGCUUGUCGUUCAGGAAGACUGAUGGAUCCUAAAAUUUUAUCUUAAAAUGGCCAUCCAAAUAUGACCACAAUUCAGAAAAUCUCUGCCUUCUCAUAUAUAUAUAUAUAUAUAUAUAUAUUAUUUUAUUUUAUUUUUUCUAACUUGGGCGCUGAUGGAGCAGCGUCACCUACCUGCGGCUCGAUGGGUCUGUGGAACCGGAGAAGCGCUUUGAUAUUGUGAAGGCAUUCAACUCGGAUCCCACCAUCGAUGUCUUGCUGCUCACCACUCACGGCAAGGAUUGGGCUAUUUAAUUUCUCUUCUUCUCUUUGUAUUUUUUUGCUUUUUUUCUGAUGGGAUUGUUCUGUGUUCUUCGCUGAUUUUAUAUGUUCUCUUCAGUUGGUGGGCUUGGUUUGAACUUGACCUCCGCUGAUACGCUGGUCUUCAUGGAGCACGACUGGAAUCCCAUGAAAGAUCAUCAGGUUCGAAGAUCCUCCUCCCUCCCUCCCUCCCUCCCUCUCUCUCUCUCUCUCUCUCACUCUGAUCUCGGCACCUCUUUCAGUUACACUCACUAUCACGGAGCACCCAUCUGUUAAAAGAAUCUAAAUUUGAAUAAACAUGUCUUUCUCUCACUUCUCUCUCUCGACCCCCCCUCCCCCUCUCACUCUGAUCGUACUCAAUAACUUGCUGCUCACUCUGAUACGCUGGUCCUUCUAAUGGGAUUCUCUCCUGCUCUUCCCGUUGACAAAAUGGAUACCAUGAGGAUUCAUUCCUUUUGAAUGUGUGCGCAGGCGAUGGACCGGGCCCACAGGCUGGGUCAGCGGAAGGUGGUCAACGUCCACCGGCUGAUCAUGCGUGGAACCCUCGAGGAGAAGGUGAUGAGCCUUCAGAGCUUCAAAGUCAACGUCGCCAACGCUGUCAUCAAUGCUGAGAACGCCAGCCUCAAGACCAUGAACACCGACCAGCUCCUCGACCUCUUCACCCCCCUCUCCGUCACCACCUCCACCACCAAGGCAAAGGUAAAAAACCCUCCUUUUCCCUUCUUUCUUCCUUUGUGGCCGUGGGUUUGGUUGACUCUUUGGCAAGUCGACGUGGGUUGACUUUGUGGGUGGUGGGCAGUUUGGAGCGGCGGCGGGUGUGGGCCCGGAGAUGGAGGAAGUGGGCCUGAGGCCCGGGAGAAAGGGCCUAAAGGCCGUGCUCAGCGGGCUGGAGGAGCUCUGGGACCAGUCUCAGUACGAAGAAGAGUACAAUCUCUCCCACUUCCUCUCUAAGCUCAACGCUUAA